ACCACUUCGAGCCGGGUAGUGGUCUCGCGUGGGUGUUUGUCCCGGUCUCGAUUACCGAACGUUGCGCGCGUAUUUCGUGUUUUGGGACUUUUUUUUAUUAUUGUUUGUCGUGUUUUAUUUCUGAACGUAUAUGUACGUUCGUGUAUAUAGUUUUUUUCUGAACAUUUCCUGUGAAUUUUGUAUUAUAAUAAAGAUUUGUGUGAAAACUUUUGUGCGCGUUUUUUUGAAAAGUGAAUUUUCGUUUUUUUUAAAUCGCUGGGAUAGGCAAAGAUAUAUAACCAUACAGCUUUGAGUUUUUGUGUGACUAUUUUUUAAAAACAAAGGCAAAGAUCGUACAACGUACAGUCUCAAAUUAGAUUACUUAAAUGAGAAUUAAUUGAAUAAAAAUAGGUACUUAAGUAAUUUAAAAAAAUGGGUGAACAAACAUUCAAUAUCGAGGAUAAUAAUCUCGAACAGCACAUAGUCACGUUGUUUGAGAAGCUGGAGUGUUUACGUAGGGACGCGAGUUCGACUAGUGAUGUGCUCGGCAAGGUGCCAGCGAGGCUUGAAGUGCGGACUCUUUCGUUAUGGAAGGCCGUGGUAGCGGAGUGUGCGGCGUCGUUUCUGUAUGUUUUCAUCGUGUGCGGCGCGGCGGGCGGCGCGGGCGUCGGUGCGUCUGCUUCGGCGGUGCUGCUGGCCACGGCGCUUGCUUCCGGCUGCGCUAUAGCCACCUUGACUUUGUGCUUCGCUCACAUAUCUGGUGCACACGUGAAUCCAGCUGUGUCGGUGGCACUGUGCGUGCGGCGCCGCGUGUCGCCGCUGCGGACCGCGCUCUACGUCGCCGCACAGUGCGGAGGCGCUAUCGCGGGUGCCGCGGCGAUUUAUGGGGUCAGCAUACCAGGCUACGCAGGUGGCCUGUCAGCAUCGCUGCCGGGCGGCGCGGGUGCAGCAUGGGAGCGGCUCGGCGCGGAACUGCUGCUGUCGGGGCUUGUUGCUGCUGCGUACUUCGCCGCCAUGGAGCGGCGCUGGACCGGUGCUGCUCCCGCUCUACUCGGCGCUGCUUAUUGUGCUGCUAGCUUUGUUUCUAUGCCAUCACUGAACCCAGCGCGGUCGCUAGGCCCGUCGUUUGUGCUGUCUCGCUGGGAGAGCCACUGGGUCUGCUGGGUGGGCGGCAUCGGCGGCGGCAUAGCCUGCGCGCUGCUCCACGAGUGGGGCGCGAGACGACCGGGAGCUGCCUCAAACUCCAGAGCAUCUUCGCCAAGGGAUCUCGACGAGCUGGACAAGCCGGCGUUCCCGUCGCACCACCACUACCGCCACGCGCCCACAUACUGCUCGGCGGCUGCGCCUCGACCAGACACCACGGAGCCGCUGUACUCCGGCACCAAGUCGCUGUACUGCCGCUCGCCGCCGCCCACUCGCCACACGCUGCACAGAUCACAGUCAGUGUACAGUAAGAGCAGCGGCGCGGGCGCAGCGACCGUGCCUCAGGCCACCUCGCUGGCGGCCACGCAGUCGCAGCUGCUGUUGCGGACGCCCACACACACCGUCACCAUGAACCAGAAUGUGCACAACGCGCAGAGGGACCCGGCCUACGGGGCCACUGCGAACGGCGUGCGACCCGGACCCGCUGGUGCAGCAGUCCAAGAGCGCCGCGACUCAGUGUACGGAGGAAGCACGAGACGAGGGCCGCUAUCCUCAGAGGACAGCGCGUACGGCAGCUACGCGCCCGCGAGGGCCUACCGCCCUCCCGAGCACUACUAGCGACGCGCCUCGCAGCACAAUAUUGCGCUGCUGUUUGACGUGUGAACCGCCUGACCCCUAACGAUCCAAACGUGGAUCGCGGUGACCCGUCAUUAUCUUACUAAAGACUUUAGCUUUUGCAGUUGACAGAACCAAGGUACCCCCAUAAAUAGUUAUGAAAAAAUCAAGGUAUAAGGGGGAAAAUAGCAGUGCGGCGUAUGUCAGCUAAGCACUUGCAAAAGGCCUCGCAGCACUAUAUGGCGCUUCUGUUUGACGUGAGAACCAAACUGACCUCGUGAAUCGUGGUGACCCACAGAGAUCCUAAGAAUGGUGACCCGUCAGUACUAAGACUAGCUUAGUCAUAAACAGUGGAACCCCACGCCACAAAUAGCAAUAAUAAAAUCAUUCAG
This is a messenger RNA of Maniola jurtina (meadow brown), 2129 nucleotides long. It is a transcript of the gene bib, whose product is annotated as neurogenic protein big brain. Gene Ontology annotation, biological process: transmembrane transport. NCBI's taxonomy places the organism in Eukaryota, Metazoa, Arthropoda, Insecta, Lepidoptera, Nymphalidae. Gene Ontology annotation, molecular function: water channel activity. The transcript has 7 exons. Gene Ontology annotation, cellular component: plasma membrane. Bases 412 to 1740 code for a protein of 442 amino acids. The record is from RefSeq and is a predicted model, not a curated record.